Molecule: messenger RNA, 2986 nt
Organism: Suncus etruscus (white-toothed pygmy shrew)
Lineage: Eukaryota; Metazoa; Chordata; Mammalia; Eulipotyphla; Soricidae
Gene: RPS6KA4
Product: ribosomal protein S6 kinase A4
Biological process (GO): intracellular signal transduction; regulation of DNA-templated transcription; protein phosphorylation
Molecular function (GO): protein serine/threonine kinase activity; magnesium ion binding; ATP binding
Source: RefSeq, a predicted model, not a curated record
AUGUAACCGGCGCCUCCCGGAGCCGAGCGCCAGGGCCCCGGCCACCCGCGGGACAUGGGGGACGAGGACGAGGACGAGGGCUGCGCCGUGGAGCUGCGGAUCACGGAAGCUAACUUAACCGGGCAUGGGGAGAAGGUGAACGUGGAGAACUUCGAGCUGCUCAGGGUGCUGGGCACAGGAGCCUACGGGAAGGUGUUCCUGGUGCGCAAAGCGGGCGGGCACGACGCAGGGAAGCUGUACGCCAUGAAGGUGCUGCGCAAGGCCGCCCUGGUGCAGCGCGCCAAGACGCAGGAGCACACGCGCACCGAGCGCUCCGUGUUGGAGCUGGUGCGACAGGCGCCCUUCUUGGUCACCCUGCACUAUGCCUUCCAGACCGAUGCCAAGCUGCACCUCAUCCUGGACUACGUGAACGGUGGCGAGAUGUUCACGCACCUGUACCAGCGGCAGCACUUCAAGGAGGCCGAGGUGCGCAUAUAUGGCGGCGAGAUCGUGCUGGCCCUGGAACACCUGCACAAGCUUGGUAUCAUCUACCGGGACCUGAAGCUGGAGAACGUGCUGCUGGAUGCCGAGGGCCACAUCGUCCUCACGGACUUCGGGCUCAGCAAGGAGUUCCUCACAGAGGAGAAAGAGCGCACCUUCUCGUUCUGCGGCACCAUUGAGUACAUGGCCCCCGAGAUCAUCCGUAGCAAGUGGGGGCAUGGCAAAGCAGUGGACUGGUGGAGUCUGGGCAUUCUGCUGUUUGAGCUGCUGACGGGGGCGUCGCCCUUCACCCUGGAGGGCGAGAGGAACACUCAGGCCGAAGUGUCUCGACGGAUCCUGAAGUGCUCCCCUCCCUUCCCUCCCCGGAUCGGGCCUGUGGCGCAGGACCUGCUGCAGAGGCUCCUUUGUAAGGACCCCAAGAAGCGACUGGGCGCGGGCCCCCAGGGGGCACAGGACGUCAAGAACCAUCCCUUCUUCCAGGGCCUGGAUUGGGCUGCCCUCGCUGCCAGGAAGAUUCCCGCUCCCUUCAGACCCCAGAUCCGCUCGGAGUUGGAUGUGGGCAACUUUGCGGAGGAAUUUACUCGGCUUGAGCCUGUCUACUCCCCGGCUGGCAGCCCCCCAUCUGGGGACCCUCGUAUCUUCCAGGGCUACUCCUUCGUGGCUCCGUCCAUCCUGUUUGACCAUAACAAUGCCGUGAUGACCGACGUACUGGUGGCCGGCACUGGGGAGCGGCCAGGCCGGGCAGCGGUGGCCAGGAGUGCCAUGAUGCAGGAGUCGCCCUUCUUCCAGCAGUACGAGCUGGACCUGCGGGAGCCCGCGCUGGGCCAGGGCAGCUUCUCGGUGUGUCGCCGCUGCCGCCAGCGCCAGAGUGGCCAGGAGUUUGCCGUCAAGAUCCUCAGCCGCAGGCUGGAGGCCAACACGCAGCGCGAGGUGGCCGCCCUCAAGCUGUGCCAGUCGCACCCCAACGUGGUGAAGUUGCAUGAGGUGCAUCAGGACCAGCUGCACACCUACCUGGUCCUGGAGCUGCUGCGAGGCGGGGAGCUGCUGGAGCACAUCCGCAAGAAGCGGCACUUCAGCGAAUCGGAGGCCAGCCAGAUCCUGCGCAGCCUCGUGUCGGCCGUGAGCUUCAUGCACGAAGAGGCAGGCGUGGUGCACCGUGAUCUCAAGCCCGAGAACAUCCUGUACGCCGACGACACACCCGGGGCCCCGGUGAAGAUCAUCGACUUCGGGUUCGCUCGGCUGCGGCCGCAGAGCCCCGCAGAGCCCAUGCAGACUCCGUGCUUCACGCUGCAGUAUGCGGCCCCCGAGCUGCUGGCACAGCAGGGCUACGACGAGUCCUGCGACCUCUGGAGCCUCGGGGUCAUCCUGUACAUGAUGCUGUCCGGGCAGGUGCCCUUCCAGGGGGCCUCAGGCCAGGGCGGGCAGAGCCGCGCCGAGAUCAUGUGCAAGAUCCGCGAGGGACGCUUCUCCCUGGACGGGGAGGCCUGGCAGGGCGUGUCGGAGGAGGCCAAGGAAGGCUGGUCCCAGGGCCUCCUGACCGUGGACCCUGCCAAGCGGCUGAAGCUCGAGGGGCUGCGGGGCAGCUCGUGGCUGCAGGACGGCAGUGCGCGGUCCUCCCCGCCGCUGCGGACGCCCGACGUGCUGGUCUCGGGGCCCGCCGUGCGCUCUGGCUCAAACGCGACUUUUAUGGCGUUCAACCGCGGCAAGCGCGAGGGCUUCCUGAAGAGCGUGGAGAACGCGCCGCUGGCCAAGCGCAGGAAGCUGAAGCUGCGAAGCGCCGCCACCUCCCGCCGGGUCUCCCCGGUCCCCGCCGCCCCCGGCAGGGCCGCCGCCGAAGGCAGCCCGCGGAGAACCAACGGCCCCCUAUCCCCCUCCUAGCCCCUGCCACUGGGACCCCCAUCCCUCCAGGGGUUGUGAUCAGGCCGGGGGGCCCCAGAGCUGCUCCCCUCCAGCCCCAACACCCCCAAUUCCCUUACUCAACACCCCAGACAGAGCAGAAGUAUUUUUAUAAGCAGAGAAAUUUUUUUAUGUCUUAAUGGAUAGAGUUAGAGAUGCAGGGAGGAAAGGGGCCUGCUGGGGUCUGGGGGGGGCUGCCCAGGAGGUCAGGGCUUUUCCCCCCACGCCCCGUUUCUAAGCACUGCAUUUUGCCACGGGUGGGGGUACUCUCCACUGUCCCCUCUCAAGCUGUCACUUUAUGGACUGUGCAAUUCUGUCCACCAAAGACCUGGGUGGGGAGGGAGGUUCAGAUAGAGACCUUGGGGGAUUCCCCCCCCCCCCAAGCGUCUCUGCCUCACUUUAUGUCUGUCACCUGUUUUCCCCCUGUUUUGGGGUUAAAGAAGGAGGUAGGCGAGCUCCUAAAACAGGGGGAGCCUCCUGUCUCAUCCACCCCUCCUUGGGCACAGCCGACCCGAGUUGGGGUUUGGCAGGGCCUUGGGGGGAGUCUGGGCCGGGCAUUCUCAGUCCCUGCCUCAGCCCAUCCAGGCUGUGCCUUGACUUUAAAAUAAAA